AUGGGCAGAGGCUAUUCCAGUACCGAACAUCAUCGGCAGAAACAAUCGCCAGGCACAUCUUCACGGACUGGCGGUUCGGCACACCAGCCCGAAUUACGACGGACCAGGGCCGCCAAUUCGAAGCUGAACUUUUCAAGGACCAGACUAACUGGCACUAAGCACAUCCGGACAACAGCGUACCAUCCAGAAGCGAACGGAAUGGUGGAGAGGUUUCAUCGCCAACUGAAAGCCGCAAUCAAAUGCUACGAGACGGAGGCAUGGACCCAAGUCCUACCCGUCGUACUACUCGGCAUCAGGGCAGUCUGGAAAGAAGACGUGAACUCCACUCCAACAGAGAUGCUAUACGGAGAGCCAAUACGCCUUCCAGGACAGUUCUUGGACAGCAGCAAUUCGCUCAGGCAAGGAGAGGAAGACACACUAGUAACAAGGCUGAGGAAGGCAAUGAUCCGACUUCAACCAACGGUCAAGCAUCAUGCCAGAAAGACCACCUUCGUCUUCAAAGAUAUGGAGACAGCAUCACACGUAUUCGUGCGACACGAUGCACCAGCCGGAGCUCUUCACUUGCCAUACGACGGACCAUUUGAAGUACUGAACUGA
This is a messenger RNA of Camponotus floridanus (Florida carpenter ant), 597 nucleotides long. RefSeq lists its product as uncharacterized. Gene Ontology annotation, molecular function: nucleic acid binding. The record is from RefSeq and is a predicted model, not a curated record. The transcript has a single exon. Bases 1 to 597 code for a protein of 198 amino acids. NCBI's taxonomy places the organism in Eukaryota, Metazoa, Arthropoda, Insecta, Hymenoptera, Formicidae.